Molecule: messenger RNA, 555 nt
Organism: Colletotrichum karsti
Lineage: Eukaryota; Fungi; Ascomycota; Sordariomycetes; Glomerellales; Glomerellaceae
Product: hhe domain protein
Exons: 2
Coding region: 1-555 (184 amino acids)
Source: RefSeq, a predicted model, not a curated record
AUGCCUACAAGACUAUCCGAAGCUAUCAAGCAGGACCACAGGAGAAUCGAACAGGCAUAUCGAUACACCCUUACUGCAUCUACUCAGGAAGACAAGCUUCGUUGGCGAAACGAGCUGGCCCUCGAGCUCGCACGACACUGCAUUAGCGAGGAGCAGAUACUCCUGCCAGCACUCAAAGUCAAACUUUUCGACGGUCCCUCGAGAUGUGAUAAGAACCACACCGACCGGAUGAGCCUGAAGGAGAAGAUCUGCAAACUGAAGGCCAUCCCCGUUGACGACCCAAGCUUCGAAGCCGAGCUCAAAAGCCUGUGGGUUGACAUGGCAGCCCACGUCCGCGACACUGAUCAUCAAGACAUGGUUCGAUUAGAAGAGUGUCUCAGCAUCACUGAGUCCGAGCAGCUCGCGGAGGAGUUUCGGAACACCAUGUUCUUCGCGCCGACACGAAGCAACCCAUCUGCAUCACACGGACCUCCGGCAAAGUUGAUAACCGAUUUUCUGGCGACGAAAGAAGGAACUAUCACCAACAUGGACCCAAUUGUCGGUGGAACCCAAUGA